Messenger RNA from Paracoccidioides brasiliensis Pb18, 405 nucleotides. RefSeq lists its product as uncharacterized. The transcript is spliced from 2 exons. Gene Ontology annotation, cellular component: mitochondrial outer membrane. Gene Ontology annotation, biological process: intracellular protein transport. The record is from RefSeq and is a predicted model, not a curated record. The coding region runs from base 1 to 405 and encodes 134 amino acids.
AUGGUUAAGCUCCAGGAAGUUGAGGACGAACAUUUCAAAGAGAAGCCUGUUCAGCCCAAGAGCGGGGCUCUCUUCGAGAGCGACGACGACGACUUCACAGAUACUGACUCUGAAUUCUCCAGCGAAUCCUACGACGCCCUGCCAGAGGACGAGUCGCUGUAUGAAAGAAUCGCCGCCCUAAAGGAUAUCAUCCCACCACAGUCCCGACACAGAAUCUCUAACUCCCUCUCCUCUCUCGCCUCAUUUGCCAAAUCCACCGUGUCAUUCGGCGGAAAGACGCUCUGGGUUCUGAGCACGAGUGCCUUCCUCCUGGGUGUCCCCUGGGCCUUGGCUCUGGCUGAGGAGCAACAAUAUGUGCAGAUGGAGCGGGAGCAAGGGAUGAUUAAGGGUGCUAAUGAGGUAUGA